AGAGUUUCAGUUUUUUUCGCGCGCUUGAUGUGAGUUUGAAUUCCCGCGUAUUUAGAUUUGUAUUCUUUGUCCGGUGUUAAAGCAGAAACACCAUGCACGCGCUCCUGCACGCCGUUAUUUUGCUCUGUGUGCUCGGUUCUGUUCCCGGUGCUGUAAUUAAUUCCUCGGUGGCCGGUGAGUCCGCGCGCACUUUCCCGGUGCUCACCGUGAACUAUGAGCGCGUGCGUAAACCGUUCGAAGUGUGUCUGUGGAUCCUGUUGGCCUCCUUAAUGAAGCUCGGGUUCCAUGUCAUCCCUGGGUUCUCACGAUUUGUCCCUGAGAGCUGUGUGCUGAUCAUGGUUGGUCUGAUAGUUGGAGUUCUCAUUAAGCUCAUGGAUGAAACACUUCCUGUUUUGGACACCGAGCUUUUUUUCCUGUGUCUCCUUCCCCCUAUCAUACUGGAUGCUGGAUAUUUCCUCCCUCUGCGCCUCUUUGGUGAGAACAUGGGCUCCAUCUUGGCACUGGCAGUGCUGGGAACACUCUGGAACUCUGUAUUUGUUGGGGUAGUGUUAUACGGAGUGUGUAAAGUGAUCGGGGUCCAGAUGGGUGGCGUCAACCUGCUUUCUUGCCUGCUGUUUGGUUCCAUCUCCUCUGCUGUGGAUCCAGUUGCAGUUCUUGCUGUUUUUGAGGAAAUUCAUAUUAAUGAGCUCCUUCACAUUCUGGUUUUUGGAGAGUCGCUGCUUAAUGAUGCUGUUACUGUGGUAUUGUACCACCUUUUGGAGGAGUUUGCAGGCAGAGACAAAGUGGAGUUCAGUGAUGCACUACUGGGUGUGCUGAGUUUUCUGGUGGUGGCACUGGGGGGCAUCAUUGUGGGCGUGGUUUAUGGCAUCAUGGCAGCUGUCACCUCUCGCUUUACUACACAUUCACGUGUCAUCGAGCCGCUUUUCGUGUUCCUCUACAGCUACCUGGCAUACCUGUCGUCUGAGGUGUUCCAUCUCUCAGGCAUAGUGGCUCUCAUUGCAUGUGGUGUGGUCAUGCGGCCCUACGUGGAGGCCAAUAUUUCCCACAAGUCCUACAUCACUAUAAAGUAUUUUCUGAAAAUGUGGAGCAGUGUGAGUGAGACUCUCAUCUUCAUCUUCCUUGGCGUUUCCACGGUAGCAGGACCGCACCACUGGAACUUUGUCUUCAUCAUCUUCACCAUCAUCCUCUGCCUCAUCUCCCGUAUACUGGGAGUGGUGGGACUGAGCUUCAUCAUGAAUAAAUUCCGCAUGGUGAAGUUAACAGGUAAAGACCAGUUCAUUGUGGCCUACGGUGGCCUGCGGGGAGCCAUUGCUUUCUCACUGGCCUUCCUGCUCUCCAGUGAACACUUCCCAAUGAAGAACAUGUUCCUCACUUCCAUCAUCACACUCAUCUUCUUUACAGUCUUUGUUCAGGGAAUGACGAUCCGCCCACUGGUGGAGCUUCUGGCAGUAAAGAAGAAAGGUCACACCAAGUUUACAAUAAAUGAGGAAAUACAUACACAGUUUCUUGACCAUGUGCUGAUAGGUAUCGAGUGUAUCUGUGGUAUUUAUGGACACCUUCACUGGAAAGACAAACUGACCCGGUUUAAUAAGCACUACAUGAGGAAGUGGCUGAUUUCAGGAGACAGGUCUAAGGAACCACAGCUCAUCUCCUUCUAUAAUAAACUGGAGAUUAAACAGGCACUCCAAGUGGCCGAGAGUGGAACUGCAGCCAGGUUAAAACCGUCACUGCCCCCUGCUGCAUCAUUACUGAAUGUUCAGAGUGAGAGGAAGAACAAGAUGAAGAUCACAAAGGAACAAGAGGCAGCAAUACGGAACAUUCUUAGAGCAAACCUACAGAAACCACAGCAAAGGAUGCGUUCUUACAGUAGACACACACUGCUGCUGGAGGAAGAAAAGGUGGAGUGGCGUGAGGUUUGGCUUCACAGACAGAGAGCACAGAUGGAGCGGAGGAUGAGUCACUAUUUGACUGUUCCGGCUAAAAGGAGCUCCCCCCCGAUGAGGAGAGCAAACCACAUCUUCAAUGAACCGAGCAGGACUGCAGUCGAUGACAUCACCAUCAGUACAGAGCUGUGCUCCACUUCUACAGACUUCGAGGUGCAGAAACCUCAAAAUAUAAUCAACCAGGAAGUGAGCAAAAUUGAGGAGGAAGAUGAGGAUGACUAUGAUUCUUCUCAUGAGUGCAUUGCUCCAGGAGUCAAGGAACACAAAACAUAAUGUUCUGAUGAGAAUAAAUAAUGAAUUAAUGCACAUAAUCAGAACUACACCUGAGAGUGCUGUGUGUUUACAUGACUGGUGUGUGUGUGUGUGGUAUGUAAAUGAAUAAAAUAUGUAACAAUAAUAUAAUAUAGAAAAUCAUGUUGUGGAUCAAAUAAAAGAGUUUGACAUUUUA
Messenger RNA from Tachysurus vachellii, 2391 nucleotides. It is a transcript of the gene slc9a1b, whose product is annotated as solute carrier family 9 member A1b. Gene Ontology annotation, biological process: proton transmembrane transport; sodium ion transport; regulation of pH. The transcript has 12 exons. Gene Ontology annotation, molecular function: sodium:proton antiporter activity. Lineage: Eukaryota; Metazoa; Chordata; Actinopteri; Siluriformes; Bagridae. The record is from RefSeq and is a predicted model, not a curated record. Gene Ontology annotation, cellular component: membrane. Bases 93 to 2216 code for a protein of 707 amino acids.